CUUUGUGAUUUACGAUCGUAUGACACUUUGUGUGUUUGAUUAUUUUUUCUGUGACGGUAAUGUUAGCAGGCUAAUAUAAAGUGCACGCUCAAGUCUCAGGGAGGCGCAUAAAGUAGCUAGCCCUAUUCUUUUGAAAGUAAACUUGGCUCUGUGUGUAACCGGUCGGGUGGUACAGAGGAAAUUGGAAACGGACUCAAGAUACCGAAACGCGCUUAGCCCACUGGUUUUGGGUGCUAGCCACAUUUAUUUGUACUUCACACGAUUGGGUUGUUCCUUUCAAGGAUACCUGGAUCUAGUAGCAGGUGACGGAUCUAGUAGCAGGUGACGUCGACACAACAGGGAUGUGCAAUGGCAUCGGUGCGGGUGGCUGUCCGGCUCAGGCCUAUGAACAGACGGGAGAAGGACUUGACUGCCAAAAACAUAAUUGAAAUAAAAGGGGACAAGACCACCAUUACAAACUUGAAGAUACCAGAUGGCCUUACCGGGGAUUCGAUGAGGGAGAGUAAAAAGACCUUCACCUAUGACUUCUCCUAUGACUCCGCUGACAGUAAAAGCAACACCUUUGUCUCUCAGGAAAAGGUGUUCAAAGACUUGGGCUCAGAUGUCCUCAAGUCUGCGUUCCAAGGCUACAACGCCUGCAUCUUUGCCUAUGGCCAGACCGGCUCGGGGAAGUCCUACACCAUGAUGGGAAAUCCAGGAGAUGCUGGUCUCAUUCCACGGAUCUGCGAGGGUCUGUUCAGCCGGAUUGCUGGGAUGACUCGUUGGGAUGAGGCCUCCUUCCGCACCGAGGUCAGCUACCUGGAGAUCUACAAUGAACGUGUCAGGGACCUGCUCAGGAGGAAGUCCACCCAAACCUACAACCUGAGGGUGAGGGAGCACCCAAAAGAUGGACCCUACGUGGAAGACCUGUCCAAGCACCUGGUGCAGAACUACCACGACGUGGAGGAGCUGAUGGAGGCGGGCAACAUCAACCGCACCACGGCCGCCACGGGCAUGAACGACACCAGCAGCCGCUCGCACGCCAUCUUCACCAUCAACUUUACCCAGGCUAAGUUUGACGCGGAGAUGCCCUGCGAGACGAUCAGUAAAAUCCACCUGGUGGACUUGGCGGGCAGCGAGAGAGCGGACGCCACCGGUGCCACUGGAGUCCGGCUCAAGGAGGGCGGCAACAUCAACAAGUCACUGGUCACCCUGGGCAAUGUCAUCUCCGCUUUAGCGGACCUGAGCCAGGACGGAGUGAACACCAACCUGAAGAAGAAGCAGGUGUUUGUGCCUUACAGAGACUCUGUGCUAACGUGGCUCCUCAAAGACAGCCUGGGAGGCAACUCCAAGACCAUCAUGAUCGCUACCGUCUCGCCUGCUGACGUCAACUACGGCGAGACGCUGAGCACUCUGCGCUACGCCAACCGUGCCAAGAACAUCAUCAACAAGCCCACGAUCAACGAGGACUGCAACGUCAAGCUCAUCCGAGAGCUCAGGGCUGAAAUUGCCCGACUGAAGGCCCUUCUGGUCCAGGGAAACCAGAUUGCACUUCUGGAUUCACCCACCGCUUUGAGCAUGGAGGAGAAACUACAACAGAACGAAGCUCGAGUGUUGGAGCUAACCAAGGAGUGGACUAACAAGUGGAAUGAAACUCAGAACAUUCUCAAGGAAGAAACCCUUGCCUUGAGGAAAGAAGGAAUCGGUGUCGUCCUCGAUUCGGAGUUGCCUCAUCUAAUUGGUAUCGACGACGACCUCCUAAGUACUGGCAUCAUCCUCUACCAUCUAAAGGAGGGCAGGACGAAUGUUGGUCGAGACGAUGCGUCGACUGUUCAGGACAUUGUUCUCCAUGGGCUGGACCUAGAGAGUGAACACUGCAUGUUUGCGAACCAGACCGGCACUGUCACACUGGUUCCACUCAAUGGGGCCCAGUGCUCCGUGAAUGGAGUGCAAGUGACAGAAGCCUCUCCACUAAACCAAGGUGCUGUUAUCCUACUGGGGAGAACCAACAUGUUCCGUUUCAACCACCCUAAAGAGGCAGCUAAACUAAGGGAAAAGAGGAAGAGUGGACUGCUCUCUUCCUUUAGUCUGUCCAUGACCGAUCUCAACAAAUCAUGUGAGAACCUCUCCACAGUAAUGCUCUACAACCCAGGUCUCUUCACUGAAAAGGGGCCUAUCUAUCUCAGGUUGGAAUUUGAGAGACAGCAACGGGAAGAGCUGGAGAAGCUGGAACACAAAAGGAGGCUUAUUAAGGAGAUGGAAGACAGGCAGAAGUGCGAGAAGGCGGAGCUGGAGCGCCUGCAACAGGAGGUGGAGUCCCAGCGCAAGGAGUCGGAGCAGGUGCAGCAGCGCAUCCGCCGCCAGGAGGAGACCCUCCGCUGCCGCAGCCAGGACAUCGAGAGCCGCCUGCGCGACCUCCUGGCUGAGAAGCAGCGCUUUGAGGAGGAGCGCCACCGCGAGACCAAGGAGCUGGAGCUACAGAGGCGCCAGCGGAGAAAGCAGCAGGAGGAGCGCGAGGAUGAGAAGACGCAGGACGAGGAGGCGCGAUGCCAUAGCGAGGCGGCAGAGCGUGCCGAGCAGGCGGAGAUCUUCCGCGAGCUGGAGCGGCUGAAGCGGGAGCACGAGGAGCAGGUGGUGCGGCUGGAGGCAGAGAGGCGGAGGCUGGAGGAGCGCGAGAUGGAGCAGCUAGGCCUGGUGGGGCGCCUAGAAGAGCAGCUGAGGGAGCGCCACGAAGCGGCGGCUGCCCUGCUGACCCGCGAGGACACCCGGCGCCUGGACGAGGAGCGCCGUGCCUUGGCCGAGAUACGCUCCGCACUGCUCCGCGCCAAGGAGGCCAGCGGGCGCUCUGACUGCGACAGAAUGGGCGAGGAGGCCGGGUGCGCCGCCCAGGUCCGUUACACGGACUUCAAGGCAGCGCAGGUGGAGGAGCUGGGUCAGUUGGAGGAGGGGCUCCGGCAGCAGAAGGAGUGCCUGGAGAAGGAGGUGGCGUCAGAGCACGCUGCCCUGGCCGUCCUGGUCCACGCCCACAAGGAGCGGCAGCGACAGCUGCGAGAGACCCAGGAGAAGGGGGCACAGGACUCCUCAGAACUCUCCCAGGAGGAGCAGCGGAUGCAACAGGCCGAGCAGCGCCUCCUCUUCAAGGAGCGCCGGCUAACCAGCCUAACCGACAGCCUCCUGCCGGCGGUGGCCGAGGAAAGGCAGAGGGCGGAGGAGCUGCUGAAACUCGGAAGCUCCUCUGGCGCUGGCAGCAUUUCCAACAUCUCCCUGGGACUAGAUAACACCCUGUACCAGGUGGAAAAGGAACUUGAGGAGAAGGAGGAGCGCCUUACCGCACACUGCGCCAGCGCCGAGCAGCUUCAGCAGCUGCAGGAGACGUACGAGUUCACGGCCAACGUGGCGCGCCAGGAGAAAAAAGUGCGGCGCAAGGAGAAGGAGAUCCUGGAGUCGCGGGAGAAGCAGCAGCGUGAGUCCCUGGAGCAGGCGGUGGCGCGCCUGGAGAGAAGGCACUCGGCGCUGAGGCACAGUGUCUCGCUGGACCCAGAGAGUGUGGAAUCCAGGCGCAAGGCCUCCGUUCUGGGGCCCGCGCGGGAAUUCGACCAAGAGAGGGUGGACCGGGAGAUCCAGAAGCUGAAGCAGAGGAUCAAUAAAACUGAGGGAAGUGGAAGGAGUCACACUGGGAGCGGCGAUGAAAAGACCAGUCUCAGCACCCCCCCUGUCAGCCCAAUCCAGAGCCUACCCCCGGUGCUGCCUAUCACAGAUGACGGGAUCAAUGCAUACAUUGAGGAGGAGGUUAAGAGAAGGUUACAGAAGCUGAACCUCUUCAAUGGUGACAAAAACAUUGAGCUCUCGCUUUCAUCUGAAUCUCUGCAGGAGGACGAAGAAGUUAAUGAAUCUAGCUCUGUUAGAUUAACAGAUGAGAAUGAUAAGCUGCAAAACCGUGUCAACCCUAGGAAAUUGAAAUAUGAGCAGCGAUUUGUCUCUGUCCCUCUUGGGACCAACUCCGACUGCCUAAAGGACCCCGUUAAAAUUAGCAUCCCUCGCUACGUUCUCAGAGGGCAAGGGAAAGAUGAGCACUUUGAGUUUGAAAUUAAGAUCACUGUAAUGGACGAAACGUGGACGGUCUUCAGGAGAUACAGCCGCUUUCGGGAAAUGCACAAAACUCUCAAGAUGAAAUUCCCCGAGCUUGCAGCUUUAGAAUUCCCUCCCAAGAAACUCUUUGGAAACCGAGAUGAGAGAAUGGUUGCUGAACGGCAGAGUCACUUGGAGAAAUAUCUGAAAAACUUCUUCAGGGUUAUGAUGUCGCCAUCCUCGGGCUCUCCACUCCGCACUGAUUCAGACUCUGAGGGUGGUCUGCAGCUGUCCAAGCACGCCAUCUGUGACUUCUCCCCGUUCUUUAAGAAGGGCGUCUUUGACUACAGCAGCCAUGGAACUGGUUGAAAACAUUUUGGAUGAGGACGGGUUGGAGCUAGUCUGGCCCUAGAUAUUUUUGUGCUGUUUUGCCAUUUCCUACAGUCAUUGGAGUUGACAAGACAGCGCCAGCAGAUCUGUGACCAGGCUACGAUGGAGCAGCUUUAAUCCCAAAAUCAAAGUGUGCGGUGCCUUCCCAGGUCGCAGUCUAGAUAUUGACCUCAGUACAACCAAGUUCAGGGGCACUAAGGAACAGAUAUCUAACUUACUAUUCACCUUACUACUUUUUCUUCUUCUAGCUCUCCUGCUUUCCUACUCACUCUCUUCCUUUCCUACUCACUCUCCUUCCUUUC
Molecule: messenger RNA, 4739 nt
Organism: Salvelinus sp. IW2-2015
Lineage: Eukaryota; Metazoa; Chordata; Actinopteri; Salmoniformes; Salmonidae
Product: kinesin-like protein KIF16B
Biological process (GO): microtubule-based movement
Molecular function (GO): ATP binding; microtubule motor activity; phosphatidylinositol binding
Source: RefSeq, a predicted model, not a curated record